AUGAAGCCUGCAUCUUCUCAUCUUCUCGCAUCUUCCAUCUCACUCCCAUCCGCCGUGCUCGCUGCAGACCUCACCGCAGACGCGACUGGCUCCCGCGGCAUCAAACGCAGCCGUUCAGAAGACCGGUAUGGCGAACAGCUCGUCGACCAGGACGUCGAAGAUGACAGUAGGCGCAAAAGAGGGCGACCCCCAAAAGCCACCCGCCCGCCCAACAUCACCGCCAGCCAUAACAACAUCAACAACAGCAACAACAACAUCACGCCCAUCCUCGCUACGACGAUAACGAUGGCGUCCUCGCCCAGGAUAGCCCCAGACCUCGCCCUCCAGUCCUCUCCGCCCAAGACCACAAAAUCUGUCCUCAAGGCCCUGCCCACCGUCAGAGACCACACGACCGACCAGCUCGGCGAAGACGGCGACGAGUACAUCCCCAAGGAGUUCGAUGCCAGCGGCGAGAAGAAGGUCGAUGGCCUGGGCUACCUGCAGGAUACCCGCACCUACAAGUGCCGUACCUUCCGCCUCGCAAACCGCGGCAACAAACUCUUCAUGCUGGCCACGGAGUGCGCGCGCGUGCUAGGCUACCGCGACUCAUACCUGCUCUUCAACAAGAACAGGUCCCUGUUCAAGAUCAUCGCCAACCAGGCCGAGAAGGACGACCUGAUCGCACAGGACAUCCUGCCGUACUCGUACCGCUCGCGACAGAUUGCCAUCGUCACCGCUCGCUCCAUGUUCCGCCAGUUCGGCAGCAAGGUCAUAGUCAACGGCAGACGCGUGCGCGACGACUACUGGGAGAGCAAGGCUAUCAAACAAGGAUUUACAGAAGAAGACAUGGCGGGCGAGAAACGUCCAGGCGCUGGCAAGGCACGUGAGGCUGCCGCCGCCGAAGCUGCUGCCUCCAUGAAUGCCAUACCCGCCGCGCUGGGGCACAACGACGUCAUCUACACCAACACCUCGACCGACGCACACGGCCUGACCUCGACGCUCUCCCAUCCCGCCUCCCUUGCUCCGUUGCCCAUGAUAAACCCUGCCCCGUCCGAUGACCCCCGUCUCCGCGAGUACAGCGGCCUCCCGCGCCCGAGACAGGAUCUGGGCGGCCAGCCGUACCAGGACCGCUCCGUCCCCAGUGCUGCCGCCGAUAUCGUCAACCAGGCCUCGCAUACGGCAGAGUUCAGCAAAAUCCUUAAUCAGCAGCGCAGCUUUCGCGCAAAGGGGCUGGAAGACCACUGGAACCGGCCGCGCGAGGCUCCGAUAUCAGACACCGCUCUCCCGUCGUCGUCUGGUGGCAGCCAGCUUAACAACACUCACCUGCAAUCCCCACAGCUCAACUCUUCCGGCAUGAUCUCUUCCCUGCAGCCGCAGUCGAUGCUACAGCAACCACAGACCCUCAUGACGCCGCAUACAUCAUACUCGCCCGCCAUCCACCAACAACAGCAUCACCAACAACAACAACAGCACCAGCACCAGCACCAGCACCAGCACCAGCACCAGCACCAGCACCAGCACCAGCAACCGUCCCUGUCGCCUCCUCUCCGCACGAUGCAGCAAGGCCACCACCGCUCCCCAAACAACCCCAUGUCGCUUCCUCUCUCCUCCACGCCCGUCUCUCUCCCCGUCUCCUCUCAGGCAUCGUUAUAUACGUACCCACAGCAGCAGUUCUGGGGAGCGCCACCGCAGCAGCCGCUUUCGCAUCAGCAGCCGCAGCAACACCAUCCAUCUCAGCCGUCGCCCUCACACGUGCAACAUCAGCCCCAACAUCAUCAACCCAUCGGAAUGCAGCACCCACAGUAUGCAUCUCCGCUACACAACCAACACCACCCACAGCACCCCUCACAGUCACCAGGCCAACGACAACUGGCCUCUCCGCAGCUCCAGCCACAGCCACAGCCCCAUCCACAACAGCCAGGCAUGAAUUCCAUGGGCUACCCGGGUGUUGUCAACGCCGCAUAUUCCAUGGCAGGUCCAGGCGCGGCCGUCGGGGCAAGAAUGUACUCUUCCCCCGGCAUGGUACAACAGCCUUUCGGUAUGGGAGUCGGAGGCGUGAGCUCUGGUGGCGCAGGCAUGAUGCCGGCCGUUUCAGCGGGUACUGGCGCUAGCCUGCCGUGGUCACCAACAGGGCAGCAGGGACAAGGGCAGGCAGGCCCGCAGGGAGGACACGGUUCAUGGCCCGGGACAUACUAG
This is a messenger RNA of Microsporum canis CBS 113480, 2175 nucleotides long. Its product is annotated as nuclear localization protein. The record is from RefSeq and is a predicted model, not a curated record. Lineage: Eukaryota; Fungi; Ascomycota; Eurotiomycetes; Onygenales; Arthrodermataceae. The transcript is spliced from 3 exons. The coding region runs from base 1 to 2175 and encodes 724 amino acids.